UCUUCUUUGCCCCCCGAACUGAGCCUCUAGUCAAUCCUCUUUGGUCAUAGCAUAACAGCUGAUAUAAAUUCGUGGGUGUAAAUACUGUAACCAUAAUAAUACCAAAUAAAUAGAAGUUUGGAACAUUACCGGAUUGAAGAUGGCAGGAAGAAAUUUAUCCCGGUUGUUAACAAAAACACCAGUUUCUCGUGUCCCCAGUGUCUCAAUCAUCACUCGGUCGAAUUCAUCUUGGGAGCCUAAGGAUAAGGUCACCCAUACUGGCCAGAUAUUUGAAACUGACGACAAAAGACUCGUACGUUUCGUCGACAGGCCAAAGGAGGUGAAUGAUCGUUGGGCAAUUAAUUUAAUUGAUGAAGUUCCUCCUAUGCCUACCGAAGCAAGAAUCGUCUGUUGCAAUGGAGGAGGAGGACCCUUGGGUCACCCAAAAGUCUACAUAAACUUGGAUAAACCUGGCAAUCAUGCCUGUGGAUACUGCGGUCUUAGAUUCACAAAAGAGGAUCAUCAUUAGCUCCCAAUUAUCGUAGUAUGAUCACAAAUAAAAAUAGUCUUUAUAAUUUUACCAAAUACUUAAUAAAAAUCCAUUGAAUUUCAAAUUGUGGAGUAUUUAUCUGGAUGUUCUUUCCAAUAAUUGCUCGCUAAUUAAAAGAUGAAUGAAAAGAUUUCGAAUGAAGAAUAAAUAAUAAGAGUUGAAUAUAUUGCGUAAUGGUUUAUUGACUCACCAAGUAAUGUACAAAUAAGUACAAAUGUUAAAACGAUGUUAAAAAAUGAAAAUCAUCUUACCAGACAACGAUCAUGAUUACAGUAUUUUAUUUGUUACUUUUCAAUAAAUGUUAUGAAUUUUAGGUUA
Messenger RNA from Fopius arisanus, 847 nucleotides. It is a transcript of the gene ND-13A, whose product is annotated as NADH dehydrogenase (ubiquinone) 13 kDa A subunit. Gene Ontology annotation, biological process: mitochondrial electron transport, NADH to ubiquinone. The record is from RefSeq and is a predicted model, not a curated record. Bases 140 to 508 code for a protein of 122 amino acids. The transcript has 3 exons. NCBI's taxonomy places the organism in Eukaryota, Metazoa, Arthropoda, Insecta, Hymenoptera, Braconidae.